Molecule: messenger RNA, 393 nt
Organism: Lathyrus sativus (Indian pea)
Lineage: Eukaryota; Viridiplantae; Streptophyta; Magnoliopsida; Fabales; Fabaceae
Source: the annotation of a GenBank genome assembly
AUGUCUUCCUCUUCCGGUGAUGAAUCUGAGCAUGCUUCUGCCAAGGUUGAUAGCCCCAUCAAGUCACCCUUCUCUUCUAAUAAACUAGAGUUUCACCCAAACCGUGUUGUCACUAAAAUCAAAAAGAAAGUUUCCUUUGUGCUAGAGAUAGAGAAAGAUCAAUACACCAUAUGGAUUGAACUAUUUGAAGUUCACGCUUGUGCUCAAAAAGUGGUCCAUCACAUCAUUUGUAACCAAGAAAAGAAAAUUUUGCCUCCAUUGAUGUUGAUUUUGAAAUGUGGACAACCCUUGACUCCACAAUGCAUUAACAGAUUUAUUUCACCAUCUCUCUUGAUCUCCUUACCACUAUUUUGGAAAAGGGAUCCACCGCCUUGGCUUCUUGAAAGCGUUUAG